UUGAUGGGCCAAUGUAAGAAAGGAGCAGAGUAGGUUUGUAUUCUACGUGGAUGUUUGGGAAUGAACGAAGCAUGUUGAGGAGGGUGGUACCCGUAGCCGGGUUCAUUUCUAGGAGGUUACGAGCAGUGCGGCAAGUGCAUGGAGAUGGAGAUGGAGUUGGCGAAGAGCGUUUACAUUUUCACAAGAGCAAAGGUCAACACAUUCUCAUCAACCCUAGAAUUCUUGACACCAUCGUUCGCAAAUCCGCCAUAAAUCCAACCGACACUGUCCUCGAAAUCGGACCCGGCACCGGCAACCUCACCCUCAAGCUUCUCGAAGCUGCGCACAAGGUAGUAGCAUUCGAGAUUGACCACCGCAUGGUCCAGGUUCUCGAGAAGCGCGCUCUUAAACAAGGUCUCAACGAUAAGCUCAGGGUUAUACAAAAAGAUGCAAUGAAAGUCCUGUUCCCGCGGUUUGAUCUUGUUGUGGCCAACAUUCCUUAUCAGAUAUCUUCCCCUCUCGUGAUCAAACUGGUGUAUGGGCCGAGGCCGUUUCGGAGUGCCACUCUUCUUCUUCAGAAAGAGUUCGCUCGAAGGUUGUUGGCUAAUCCCGGUGACUCUGAGUUUAGCCGGCUGUCGGUGAAUGUGAAGCUUCUGGCUGAUGUAGAGCUUGUGAUGAAUGUAAGCAAGAGGGACUUUCUCCCUUCCCCCAAAGUUGACUCUUCAGUGGUCAUAAUCCGCCCUAAGCCUCAGGUUCCCAAUGUGGAUCUCCGUGAGUGGAGGGCUUUCACCUCGAAUUGUUUUAAUAACCGUUACAAGACACUGGGGUCAAUUUUUAAGAAUAAGAGGAAAGUCUUUGAGUUGCUCAAAAUCUCUAAUGAAAACGAUAAAGCUUCUUCUCACAAGGGUGAUGAUGCUGAAGAUGAAGGAGGCUUUACCUCGUUCAAGGAAAAGAUUAUUGGUGUGCUUAGAACGGGAGAGUUUGAAGAUAAAAGGCCUGCAAAACUUUCUAUCGAGGAGCUUCUGCAUUUGCUCUCUUUGUUCAAUCAAGCUGGCAUUUAUUUUGCAAACCAUGGACAUCUCAAGAGGGAAGAUAGGUUUGAUGCCGAUGAUUAGUGCACCCUGCCUUUAUGUUUAUCAACGGCUGUAUCAUUGUUUAUUUUUUUACUAGAAUUCAAGCCUUCUUCAUUUGGUAAUAUUUUUUGAGACAAAAAAAAAAAAAAAACGAGGGAGCGAGAAAGAAUACGGGAAGGGAGAACAGUUAACUCUAACCAUUAUUGAUUGGUUUACUUAAAGCAGCAUCUUAGCAUUGCAGGACCGAAAUCAGCUCUUUAUUAUAUGCCUUAACGUGAAAAAGGACCAAAAGAUGUACCCUCAUGGGUGCAUUGGCGAAGGCCAGAAGCGGCAAAUCAAACUUAUAAUGCAGUACAUGGAAGUGAGCAAGGCAGUGCUUGUUUCUAAAUACGAUUCAAUUCAAAGAGCACAAGUUGAAACUAACUUCUGGCAUCCUGGUGUUUAAGAAUGCUGUUAUAUCUUUAGGAUCAUGAUAGAAAAUGCGAAUUUUAGUUUCUGGUUUAAAUAUCUGAUUCCAAAUAAACUUUUUUUUAGUGCAUCUUAUAAUCUAUUAUACUGUCUUCUUUCUUUGACAA
Molecule: messenger RNA, 1627 nt
Organism: Vigna radiata var. radiata (mung bean)
Lineage: Eukaryota; Viridiplantae; Streptophyta; Magnoliopsida; Fabales; Fabaceae
Product: ribosomal RNA small subunit methyltransferase, mitochondrial
Exons: 2
Coding region: 51-1094 (347 amino acids)
Biological process (GO): rRNA methylation
Cellular component (GO): mitochondrial matrix
Molecular function (GO): rRNA (adenine-N6,N6-)-dimethyltransferase activity
Source: RefSeq, a predicted model, not a curated record